Messenger RNA from Conger conger (European conger), 2338 nucleotides. RefSeq names its product cytochrome P450 26B1 (gene cyp26b1). Gene Ontology annotation, molecular function: monooxygenase activity; heme binding; oxidoreductase activity, acting on paired donors, with incorporation or reduction of molecular oxygen. Lineage: Eukaryota; Metazoa; Chordata; Actinopteri; Anguilliformes; Congridae. Gene Ontology annotation, biological process: sterol metabolic process. The coding region runs from base 803 to 2338 and encodes 511 amino acids. The transcript is spliced from 6 exons. The record is from RefSeq and is a predicted model, not a curated record.
AGAGAGAGAGAGAGAGAGAGCGAGAGAGAGAGAGAGAGAGAGAGUGAGAGAGAGAGAGGACGGAGUGAGGAGUUAGUGAGGGAGAAGACUUUUAGCAUUUAAGCAUCAGCAUCAGAGCGCAAUCUUCAAAGGAUUAUUUCUAUUUCAGACAUCUAUUUCAGUACUUUAUGAACUAUUUUUUUCAAAAAUUUUUAUUUCAUUUUUUUUUUUUUACUGAAGUAAAAGAGGUUAGCACAUAAUAUAAGCUCACUCGUUUUGGGGGAGAUUUUUCAUGCAAAGGAUUCUACAUUUUCAUGCUGAAUCUUUCAGAAGUCAGUCAGUUAAUAACUCUUAAAAUAUAUUCUUAAUAAUUUUUGACUGUUUGCUCCCCUCGUGAUUUGUAAAAUUAGACCAAUCCAACACGACUCCAGUUAUAAUAGAUUAAUUUUUAAGCAAAUUGUUCACAGUAAAAUUGUAAUAUUUGCUUUAAAUGAUAUCAAAAUGAGUUUAUUUAAUCUUUAUCAGUAUUCAGUUUCGUUUUGUUUUUUCCAGCAUUCAAAUAAUUAAAAAUACGUAACUUUAUUGCUAUUUUCUUUACCAAUUUUACAGGAAUAGAAGGUAAAGAACAUAAUUUAGCCCACGUUUCAUGCGUCUAUUAGCUGUAGCCGAAACUGCAAAUAUACAUGUUAUUUAUUGCGAUAUAUUUAAUCGCGAUCAUUAAUAUUACUAAGUCACUACCAUCGUUUUAGUCGCCUACAAUUUAUCGUUUUGGUGUCAUUGCUUCAUUUAAAGAGUCACUGUCACCAGCUGCAGCUCGGUCAUCAUGCUUUUUGAAAGUUUUGACCUGGUGUCGGCUCUGGCGACACUUGCGGCUUGUUUAGUGUCAAUGGCUCUGUUGCUGGCGGUGUCCCAGCAACUGUGGCAACUGCGAUGGACCGCGACCCGGGACAAGAGUUGCAAACUGCCCAUGCCCAAAGGCUCAAUGGGAUUCCCCAUCAUCGGAGAGACCUGCCACUGGCUUUUUCAGGGUUCCGGGUUCCACGCUUCGCGGAGGCAGAAGUACGGGAACGUGUUCAAGACCCACCUGCUGGGGAGACCCCUGAUCCGCGUGACGGGGGCGGAGAACGUGCGGAAGGUGCUGAUGGGGGAGCACACCCUGGUGACGGUGGACUGGCCCCAGAGCACCAGCACCCUGCUGGGGCCCAACAGCCUGGCCAACUCCAUCGGAGACAUCCACAGGAAGAGGAGGAAGGUGUUUGCCAAGGUGUUCAGCCACGAGGCCCUGGAGAGCUACCUGCCGCAGAUCCAGCGGGUGAUCCAGGAGACGCUGCGGGUGUGGAGCAGUGACGCGGAGCCCGUGAACGUUUACCGGGAGUCCCAGCGGCUGUCCUUCCACAUGGCGCUCCGCGUGCUCCUGGGCUUCCGCGUGUCCGACGACGAGAUCCGCCACCUCUUCAACACCUUCCAGGUGUUCGUGGACAACCUCUUCUCCCUGCCCAUAGACCUGCCCUUCUCCGGCUACAGGAAGGGUAUCCGCGCCCGGGACAGUCUGCAGAGGAGCAUCGAGAAGGCCAUCCGGGAGAAGCCGCUGUGCAGCGAGGGGAAGGAGUACGCGGACGCGCUGGACGUGCUGAUGGAGAGCGCCAAAGAGAACGGCACCGAGCUCACCAUGCAGGAGCUGAAGGAGUCGACGAUCGAGCUGAUCUUCGCGUCCUUCGCCACCACGGCGAGCGCCAGCACGUCUCUGAUCAUGCAGCUGCUGCGGCACCCUGCGGUGCUGGAGAAGCUGCGGGAGGAGCUCCGCGGGCGCGGCAUCCUGCAGAACGGCUGCCUGUGUGAGGCCGAGCUGCGGCUCGACAACAUCUGCGGCCUCAAGUACCUGGACUGCGUCAUCAAGGAGGUGCUGCGGCUGUUCACGCCCGUCUCCGGGGGCUACCGCACCGCCGUGCAGACCUUCGAGCUGGACGGGAUGCAGAUCCCGAAAGGCUGGAGCGUGAUGUACAGCAUCCGGGACACGCACGACACCUCGGCCGUGUUCAAGGACGUGGGCUCCUUCGACCCCGAGCGCUUCGGCCAGGAGCGCAGCGAGGACAAGGAGGGCCGCUUCCACUACCUGCCCUUCGGCGGGGGCGUGCGGGCCUGCCUGGGCAAGCAGCUGGCCACCCUGUUCCUCCGCAUCCUGGCCAUCGAGCUGGCCAGCACCAGCCGCUUCGAGCUGGCCACCCGGACGUUCCCGCGCAUCGCCACCGUGCCCGUCCUGCACCCGGCCGACGGCCUCAGGGUCAAGUUCUACGGCCUGGACUCCAACCAGAACGAGAUCAUGGCCAAGUCCGACGAGCUGCUGGGAGCGACCGUGUGA